AUGACAUCUCUAGACUACGACAGCCACUUCUCAGACAGCAAUGUCCCUUUCGGCAUCGCAUCGUCAAAGACACACCAGCAGCCCCAGGCCGCCACCCGUCUGGGGAAUUCGGUCUUGUACCUCGCCGACCUAUCUACUAUCGGGCUGUUCUCGGCAGUGGAAGGACUUCCAGAUGGAGUCUUCGAACAGCAGACCCUGAAUGAGUUUGCAGCACUCCCCAAAUCCGUCCACAACGGCGUACGAGGUUCUAUCCAGGACGCCUUCCGAGCCGGCGGCCUUGACGCAUUCCCGAGAGGUAGCGUGGAAGACGUGUCGACGGUGACGAUGCACUUGCCGGUCCAAAUAUGCGAUUUCGCAGAUUUUUCCUGCAGCCUCGAACACGUCAAGAACGCCGGCCGCAUCAUCGCCAAGACUGACCAGCCACCCCCGGCCUUCUUCAACUUCCCGACCGUGUACCAAGGCCGUGCCGGCUCCGUGGUGGUGUCCGGCACCGAGAUCGAGCGGCCCAUAGGUCAGUACCGGGACAAAGGUGCCCAGGACACGCCCGUGGUCUUCGGCCCGUCCAGGAUGAUGGACUACGAACUCGAGUUCGCCGCUGUGGUCGGGAAGCCACUCCCCAUGCGCCAGAGACUGAGGGCUACCGAUGCCGACGACCAUAUAUUCGGGUUUGUCUUGCUCAACGAUUGGAGCGCCCGCGACAUCCAAGCCUUCGAAAUGGUCCCCCUGGGCCCCGCCCUGGGCAAAAGCUCAGGGACCACCAUCUCGCCCUGGAUAGUAACCGCCGACGCCCUCGAGCCAUUCAAGGUGCCCAGUCUUGUACCUCGCAACCUCCCUGUCCCACCCCAUCUCGACGACCCAGACAACCGCAACUACUCGGUCCGAAUGCAGGUCGAGAUCCUCACCGGGUCGGGACCGUCCACCGCCACGGUCACGGGCGCCUGCGACUUGCCAUCCUCCAUGUACUGGACGGCGCGGCAGAUGGCCGCGCACAUCGCCAGCUCGGGAAGCGCGCUGCGCACGGGAGACAUCCUGGCCACGGGGACUGUCAGCGGGGCCGGGGCGGGCGCGCGCGGAUGUCUUCUGGAGGCUACGGAGGGUGGGACGGAGCCGAUUCGGCUGCGCGACGGGUCGACGAGGCGGUUCUUGGAGGACGGGGAUGUGGUGAGGAUGACGGGCGUUGCGGGGGAUUCGUCGUCGGGGGUUGGCUGGGGCGAUUCUCUCAGGGCCUCGGGCCCCGGCACGCGGAAGCACGGGUGUCGCGAGCUCUUGGCCGCCGUCUCCUCGAAGUCUGCGUCGCGCCCGAAGGCGACGUGGACCUGCUGGCCCGAGUCGGCGACGUUGAACCACGCGAGGCGGCCGCGCUGGAGCUGCGGCACGGGCGUCGCGGUUAGGCCGAGCGUGUCGCCGUAG
Messenger RNA from Phialemonium atrogriseum, 1410 nucleotides. Its product is annotated as fumarylacetoacetase. The record is from RefSeq and is a predicted model, not a curated record. Gene Ontology annotation, biological process: L-tyrosine catabolic process; homogentisate catabolic process; L-phenylalanine catabolic process. Bases 1 to 1410 code for a protein of 469 amino acids. Lineage: Eukaryota; Fungi; Ascomycota; Sordariomycetes; Cephalothecales; Cephalothecaceae. Gene Ontology annotation, molecular function: fumarylacetoacetase activity. The transcript has 4 exons.